Messenger RNA from Penicillium expansum, 1128 nucleotides. RefSeq lists its product as uncharacterized. The transcript has 4 exons. NCBI's taxonomy places the organism in Eukaryota, Fungi, Ascomycota, Eurotiomycetes, Eurotiales, Aspergillaceae. The coding region runs from base 1 to 1128 and encodes 375 amino acids. The record is from RefSeq and is a predicted model, not a curated record.
AUGGACGACGAUUAUGUUGCACAGAUCCUCGCCAAGGAGGCUAAGGAGAGUUCUAUAAAAUAUGCGUCUCAAGGAAUGAGUGCUUUUAUGCCUUCAAGGCCAACAAGCAAUGCCCCCAAACCCAAUACUCGCUUCCUACGAAAUCUUAUCAAAGUAACAGACAAUCAUAACACAGCUCUCAAGCUCAAAGAGGAAAGAGAAGCACGGGAACAGACCACCAAAGAGGAGAUCGGGAAGAUCGCAGCCGUUCACAUCGGAAAAGAACUCGAAGUCGUUCCCCUUCGGCGGAACGAGACCGGUCCCGGAGGCAUCGACGAAGAAACGAAGAGUAUGGCGGAACUGGAGAGAGAGACAAAGACCGCGAUGAACAUCGGCGCGAGCACAGGGAUCAUGGGUCAUCCAGGAAAGAUCGACGGGACAGAGAUAAGGAGCAUACCAGGCGGCGACGUGAGCGAUCAUACUCGAGGUCUGCCAGCCGAUCUCCACACAGAGACCGAAGUACCGACCGCCAUCGCCAUCGAAGACAAAAACGUCAAUCUGGACAUUCUACUCGCUCCAUUUCCCGUUCCCGCUCACCAGAGUCGCACAAAACUCGGCGUGUCGCCGUUGCCUGAUAUGGCUGCACGCCAAAGCGAGAUGGGCAACGAAUCCGAUCCCCUAGAAGACCUUGUCGGGCCACUUCCUCCUCGACAAAACGAAGCACCCGUCCGCUCGCGCGGGCGAGGUGCCUAUAAACACAAUAUGAGCAAUAUCGAUGCACACUUUGCACCCGGCUACGACCCGGCUGCCGAUGUGCAUCUAGAUGAAGACAAAUUACAUACAGUGGGCCUGGAAUCCUCUCGCCGGCCUGUCGCAGGGCUCAUGACAAAAGACGAUGACUGGGACAUGGCAAUGGAGGCGCUGCGUGAUCGUGAACGCUGGAGAAAUAAGGGCGAGGAGAGGCUACGUACAGCAGGAAUUGACGAGGCUGUCAUUGAUAAAUGGAAGAAUAACACUGCUUUUGCGGGUGUGGAUGGAGAAGGCAAACCGGAGGAUGUACAGUGGUCGAAGAAAGGCGAAGGACGGGAAUGGGAUCGCGGCAAGUUCGUGGAUGACGAUGGCCAUAUCGACAUUCGGGCUGCUUGGUAG